Drosophila navojoa is the source of this 989-nucleotide messenger RNA. RefSeq lists its product as uncharacterized. NCBI's taxonomy places the organism in Eukaryota, Metazoa, Arthropoda, Insecta, Diptera, Drosophilidae. The record is from RefSeq and is a predicted model, not a curated record.
UCGACUUAAAAAUGAGUGAAACCGCCAAGCCAAAAUUUAUUUUUGAUUUUCAAAAGUUGACCAAAACUUUCACUGAGAUCUGCCCGGACUUCUCUGCCGAGCCAAGCUAUGCGAAUGCAACAGUGAGCCGCCGCUUCGCCGAGCAGGUGAUCUUCGAGUACAGCAAGGAGGCCAAAAAGGCCAAGGCGAAGAACGUCGAUGAGAUUCAGAGGAUGUCGCUGCAGACAAAGAGCGCCCAGGGCUACUUAAUAAAGAACAGGGUGACCAUAGUGCUGCACACCCGAAACCCGGCACCGCCGAGGCAACCCAGCCUGGUGGACGGCAAUCUAGAGCUGACCUUCAAGCAGGCCAGUCUGCUGGCCGUGGCCAAGUACUGCCAGCUGGUGCCACAUCUGGUACAGCGCAAUGAGGUGGUGCUCACUCCGCUGGCUGGGGCGGUGUUCGCCAAGGAGGAUCUGCAGCAGCUGGCCAGAGUGCUGAAUGAGCCGCUGGCCGAGCUGGUGAUGGCAGUCAUCAGCAGCUGCCAAACCGAUGGCUACUAUCUGGAGCACAGCCGCUGCGAAAUCGCACUCGCAGCCCUCAUCAAGACGGUGAGCGAUCUGAAGAUGCGAGCUUCGCUCGUCAAGAAGACUAUCAAGAUGUACAAGCUGUAUGGCAAGGAGUUCGACAUGCGCAAAUUCCAAAUAUGCAUCAGAUUCCUCAAGUCCGAUAGCAAUUCGAAGCACUCUAGUAAUGAUAUCGAGCAGAUUUUUUCCAGUGUAAUGGCAGUCGAUCUGAAGGCCGACUCAAUGCCCGUGCGUCCCAUGCCGAGGACCAAGAUGACGUGCGCCGCGAACUUCAGCGGUAAAGCUCUGCAAAGCAACAAAAAAUGAAACUUUACCUACUUUUCUUAAUGCGGUACUUAUUGCGUGGAAAAUUUGUUAAGGGAAAACUGAUUUAGACACUCGCUGGCUUCUUAUGCCACAAGCUUCAAGCUACGUUUUCAAUUU